AUGGCUUCCGCUACUGCCCCUCUGCAACCGAAGCCGGCUUUUCCGCGAAUGUCUUCAAUCCCCUGUGGUGACCACUUCCACUCACGCGACUCUUCCCCCUCACCUUGCAGUACCCCCGACGGAUCCAGGUCGAGUAGCCAACGUCGCCCAUCCUUCGGUUCGAUCAAAGAAGAUACCGAAGACGGAAUUGCGCAAUCGUUCGUGGACACCCACGAGGACCCAUCUCCAUCUCCCUCUUCCCGAGAAGUGCAGGAGUCUAGAGAGACCAAGGCUGAGCGCCCUGGGAUGCAAGCCCCAGAUUUCUGCUGCCCAUGUGGUGGAUUCUUGGGGUGGAAGCAGAUUCGACUGGGCGGGAAGAGUUUGAGCCGCAGCUAUAGCGAUCUCCGUGGCCUAGGAGCUGCCCAGGCAAAGGGUUGGGCUUGGGAAUCGCACGAUGAAACUCCCAAGCAGGAGCUUCUCCCACCCAAGGCUCCAGAGGUGGAGGUCUUGCAGACCCCUCCUGGCUCUUCGCCUUUGGAGAAGCUCCCCCAGAGGUUCUCGAUCAAAUUAUCUCUAACCUUGCGCUGGAUCUUCCGCCCAAUGGCUACACCCCCGAAACGUGGAUCUGGUUUCGUGCCUACUCGCAUCCCACACGCUGCAUGCCGCGACUUUGGGCGUUUUGCACUCAACCAUAUGGCGCAAUAUCCCGCGCUUGGCACACUGGUGCGCCGCUUGGAUUUCUCACACUUCACGUCUGUCGGUCUGGGUCGCACCAAGCAGAUGAACUCCGAAAUCCAGAACUUGACCUCCAGGACCCUUUUGCAGUGCUUGGACCUUCUGCCUAAUCUGAAGGAAUGCCUGCUGCAGGAGCACUUGGAAGGUGAUAUUAGCGCGGAAGUGAUCCGGAAGUUGUUCAUGGGACUGCCAAACCUGCGCGCGGUGGAUUUCUGCGGUUGCUCGACUCAGGCUUUCUCCGUGGUCUUCCAGGAAGCGUUGGUCGGCGGGCCUGCGUUGCCCAUGACUUUGCCCAACCUGAAACGGCUGUCGCUUCAUGAGUGUAGCACUAUCCCCGCCCCGAUGUUCGACCACCUCCUCUCGCGACUGAUCAACUUGACGCACCUGGAUCUCACUCACACUCAAGUCAACGACUCUGCUCUUGCUUGCAUCCCCGAGACUGCUCGCAUCUCCCACCUGAGCUUGUCGCGAUGCACACGCCUUCGCCCAUGCGCCCUGGUUGAGUUCUUGACUACCCACCCCUCUGUCAACCAAUCUCUCGUCUACCUGAAUCUAUUGACCGACCCAACUCGCUUCCGUCUCCUGGAGGAGACCGAUGUGUCCGCUCUACUCCCCAAGCUUCCCGACACUCUGCGCUCCCUCAACCUCGGCGGAGCAAAGGUCACCUCAGACCAUGUCCCCUUCCUGGUCCCUCUGGCAAAGCACCUGGAAGAGCUGGGCCUCAGUUCUGCAGACCUCUCCGUGACAGACGUGAAUUCGCUCUUCGGCAACUACCGCAACCCUGCCACCGGAGAAGAGAUCAACACGCCCAGCACUCUCUGCUACAUCGAUCUCGCCAAGGUCCCCCAGAUGACCAUCGGAGCCAUCUUCAACACUAGCACCUGCCUUCUGCUCUCGAACCAGAGCUACCCGCUCCAAGUCGUCGAGUUCAGCGACAAGAUCAUCACGCCUCUGCGCGAACGCGCAAAAACCCAGCGCGUUUCUGUCGGAUGGACUGUGCGCGACCUCGGCCGCCGUGGCUGGUACGUCCGUGACCCGGCCUCCGUUCCGCACCAACCACUCGACGAUGGUGCCCGCUACUGGAAGAUGGGCGCGCGCUGGUGGGGAUCGCGUAAGAUUCCCAUGGUUGUUGGUGACGUCGGUGGUCUGUAUGGCCACUACAUGUUCAAAAAAUGA
This is a messenger RNA of Penicillium soppii, 1890 nucleotides long. Its product is annotated as Leucine Rich Repeat domain protein. The transcript has 4 exons. Gene Ontology annotation, biological process: SCF-dependent proteasomal ubiquitin-dependent protein catabolic process. Bases 1 to 1890 code for a protein of 629 amino acids. Gene Ontology annotation, cellular component: SCF ubiquitin ligase complex. The record is from RefSeq and is a predicted model, not a curated record. Lineage: Eukaryota; Fungi; Ascomycota; Eurotiomycetes; Eurotiales; Aspergillaceae.